Rhagoletis zephyria (snowberry fruit fly) is the source of this 936-nucleotide messenger RNA. The record is from RefSeq and is a predicted model, not a curated record. NCBI's taxonomy places the organism in Eukaryota, Metazoa, Arthropoda, Insecta, Diptera, Tephritidae.
AUGACCCGCCACCGAUACUCACUGGAGAAUGUCUUUCGCGAGAACUCCGUAGCGAACAUCUUCUACACGCUGGUGCGCGACAAGGAGGGCAAACUGGGCGGUGGCGAUGCUGCUCAGGGAGCUCCAGGCAACCGAGGUCUGCUCUCCGCAGACUCCGACGGCGACCAGGACACGCUGCUGCGCUACAUCGAGGUGCUCUGCUUUCAGGUGCGGACGAUAGUGCGCCUGGAGCCGAAGCUGCUUCGCCUCGCCGGCCCAGUGCACGUCAUCGGCGACAUUCGCGGCAGCCUAGCGGACCUCUUCGCCCUCGAGCACUGCCUCUUCCCCGCCGUGCCCUCCCUCUCGCAGACGGUCCUUUUCCUAGGGAACUACUCCGACAGCAGCGCCGCCUGUCAGAGCUGGGGCACCGAGUGCAUCUUCUACCUGAUGGCCCUGAAGCUGCUGAUGCCCAAUAAGGUGUAUCUGCUGCGCGGCCGGUACGAGCUGGCGCCCUUCAACGUCGCCCACCUCGGCCGGGAGCUGGCGGAGAAGUACGGCCAGGCGAUGGGCGACAAGGUGGUGGGGCUGCUGAACGGCGUCUUCCAGCAGCUGCCGCUGGCCGCCACCAUCGAGGAGAGCAUCCUCUGCACGCACUCGGGCAUUCCACAGCUGCCCGCAGGGAAGACGCUUUUAGAGGUGCUGACUAGCAAGGAAAUGGAGCAGGCGGAGGGGGAUCCAGUGGAGAAGAUGGCACCGGCAGCCUAUGAGAUCAUCACGAACAUGCCCACCAACUACGCCAACUCGCCCGAGUUCUACCUCGAGGGCAAGCAGAUUUUCCACCCCAGCUUCGUCAAGGACAGCAAGGAGAACUGCAGCUACUUCAACGGCGAGGCCUUUGGCGACUUUAUGCGCGCCAACAAGUUCGACAUGUUCGUCCGCUCGCACAACCCCUGCAAG